This is a messenger RNA of Bombus huntii, 922 nucleotides long. RefSeq lists its product as uncharacterized. NCBI's taxonomy places the organism in Eukaryota, Metazoa, Arthropoda, Insecta, Hymenoptera, Apidae. The coding region runs from base 158 to 658 and encodes 166 amino acids. The transcript has 4 exons. The record is from RefSeq and is a predicted model, not a curated record.
AAGAAUUUGAGUUCAGUGGACGUUUCAGUGACAUGACGUAUCCUGAAUUAUUCACUUCCGGUCAAAUGUAAAUUGUGUAACCUAUGUAAUUGAAACGAAUAUCAGAAUUUUCGUUAUCGCGUUAGGAUCUUUUUCGCAAUCAGCUUGGAAAUACAAAAUGCAUAUUAAAUUUCUUCUUUUAACGAAUGCAGUUCUUACGGUCGCAAUUGACAUUCCAUGGGCCAGCAAUCACCGAUUUUAUAAAGGUGAUCAACUAUCAUCGAGUAGCAAACACAACUCGAAGUCAAUAAUAAAAAAAGAUAACGAAGAAUUACAAGCGCAGAAAAUCAAAGAAACUAAAAACGUAAUGAAUAGAUAUAUAAAAGUAGGAAAGGAAGAAAAUAUAGAUCCUUGGAAAUUAUCAGAAGAUACAGAUCGAAUACAAUUUCAAGUAGAAGGUCAUGAAGGACCAAAAACGUACCUUUUUGGAUUUGAUACUGGAAAUGGAAAGAAUAGACAAUACAGAUUAGAAGAAAGGCAUCGCGAUGGUACGAUAAAAGGACAAUAUGGUUAUUAUGAUGCGCAAGGAAAAUUAAGGAAGAUUCAGUACGUAGCUAAGCCUUUUGAAGGAUAUACUGAAAUACAUCACGAAAGUAAUGUAAGAAAGAUAAAAAAUUAAUUAAAAAUCAUACUUCUUUAUUUAAAUAUAUUAAAUUUCAAUAUUUCAAAAUUCGUACAUUACUACGCAUCAAAGUAAAUGAAAUAUUAAGUAAUCUAAAUUACCAUUCUAUUAAAAGUUAAUUGAAUAGAAACAAUGAAUGAUAUUAUAAAAGAUGAAAUUUGGAAAAAAUAGAAUGUCUUCCACAUAAAGUUUGUUGUUAAUAUGGUAGAUUCGAAAAAGUAAAUAGUGCAUACUUAAAAAAGAAAAAAAAAAAAGAAACAA